CAUAGGUAGGUGUCCAACUCCUUCCCCGUCCCCAGCAUUCGCAAGGACGUGGCCAGACAAAUCUAAAAAGGUUUCUCAAACAAACGGUUCAAGUCUUUGUUGUACAAGAAAGGAAAAAUAUGAAAAUGCAAAUCUACUCUAUUGGAAGCGCUUAUCGAGUAUCUUCAAUCUGACAACGUUAUUACAUUGCUUCCGAGAAUCUCUUAUCGGUUGGCCAUAGAAGCUGAUAAAAUGAUGACAAAUAAUCCAAAAUAAAUUUUAGAUCGCUUUGCACAUUUCCAACCGUCAGUUACCAGUUUAAAAUUGACGCUUCAAGCAGAUCAAAGCAUCGUUCCAGGAGGCGCACUAUUGAGGACUAAAAUGCCAAUCAAUACGCGAGAGUUAAUGGAUGCUGUAAGCAUCCUUGCCGAUAGGGAGAGUAUGAGAGUUACGGUGGCGUCCAGUGCCGCUGGAGCUGCGGUAUGUGCUGGCCUGUGCUUCGUUGGGGGUUUGCUUGGUGGUCCCAAGGGUCUCGCCAUAGGAGGUACAGCCGGUGCCCUCACCGCCGCCUACAUGAACUGGGGACAGUUCCGCCCGGUUAGCGACAUCAUCAUGAACGAAAUGAGCCACCACGAACGGGAGAGACUCAAAAAUCACAUUGUGGCCGCGUUGGCCGAUUUCCAAAUUUCGGACGUAGCCAUGCUGUUGCCCCUUUUGAUGAACGAGUCCGCUGCCGCAAAUGUCGUGCUUGACACGGUGGCCAAUUUUAUUAGAAGUGAUAUGAAUCUGCAGAUUAUCGAUUGAUAUUUUUUAGAUGAGUGUGUGUAUUAGAAUAAUCCAAUUUUAUUGGGAAAUUACAUUUUGAAAGUGAUAUGACCUUUUGCAAAACAAACUUUUAUUGGAAGUGUUAUCUAAAUAAAAAUUAUUUCUAAUAAAAAUAAAAACAUAUUUCUAUUCUUGUUCAGAUAUGCCACUGUGACCAGUUAUUAGAUCUAUUGUAGCAUGGAUAUUAUAUUGAAAUAAAAAUUAUAUUGCAACACUCUUUCAUUCUCCAAUGGACUUAUACUUAACUAUCAGCGACCAUACCUUCUAAACAUAAAUACUUAAACCUAAUCACAUCCUUCCGGAAUACGAUUUCAAGUACGAACAUUGUGCUUAGCGUCACUACUGACUGCAUCCGCAACUUUAUGUUGAACUUACAGGGUUGUUACGACUACGCGGAUUUCGCGAUUUUCGCGGAUUUCGCGGUUUUUGCGGAUUUGGCGCGGAUUUUCAAAACGGUUUUAGUUUUUCGCGCGGAUUUGGCGCGGAUUUAGUUUUAGGUGAAAAUUUAAUAAAUAAAAUGCUAGAUGUAAGGAAAUUUAUUUGAAAAUUAGUUUUUAGUCUUUUUUGAUGGGCUUAUUUUCAUUGGCAAAUGUUGUUUGAUAUGUCCAAACGCUUAGGGGUCGUACACUAAUAACGUAGGCACUUAUGGAGGGAGCGGGGUUUGUCAUUUUCAUACACUCCAUAUAAAUAAAAAAAAAUAUUUGUAUUGGAAAAAUCUUACAUGGGAGGGUUGUUGCCAUUUUUAAUCGUAUUUGUCAUUUUCUGAUUGGUUAUUUCUUUUACGAUGAAGCACUUAGCAUGAUGACAUUUUUCGAAAGACUUUUCGUCAAGAAUGCUUUCAUAGUGUUGACACAUUUUGUAUUGCUUUCAUAACGUUCAUCUAGAACGAAUAUGGGUUUAUUCAACAAUUAAAAACAUAAAAAUGUACUUUCAUUUGGAUUUUAUGCAGAUGCUUCAUUUUGGUGCUCCCGCAGAAAGUCGUUGCAAAAUAAGAAGAUGAUUCUCAAAAGUUAUUUUUUAAGGUUUUUUGCGACAUUUUUUAAUAAUUCCGAUGGUAUUUUUACAGGAUUAUCAUCAGAAAACGAAGAAACCUCAUAAAGAAAUUUCUCACAAGGACCCUAUGAGGAUCCUUGUAUAAAUUCCUUGUAAAUAAAUUUCCACAGC
Messenger RNA from Armigeres subalbatus, 1968 nucleotides. Its product is annotated as protein C19orf12 homolog. Lineage: Eukaryota; Metazoa; Arthropoda; Insecta; Diptera; Culicidae. The record is from RefSeq and is a predicted model, not a curated record. Bases 361 to 783 code for a protein of 140 amino acids. The transcript is spliced from 2 exons.